AUGCCCCGAAUCUACAGGAAUACAAGCCGUCAGCCAUUCGUCGAUGUACCCAAGUUAGAUUUACUGACGCUGCUGUUUGACUCAGAACAUGGCGUGGCCCAGGACGACACAGUCUUGCAUCUUGAAGCCGCCAACCCAUCCAACAAGAUCACCAAGAGUGAGCUGCGUGACCUUGUCCAGCGGAUAGCCCACGGGCUACGCGAUCAAUAUGGCAUUGGCACAAAUGGACGUAACAAGGACGUCGUCACGGUAAUCAGUUAUGGUCAGAUAUUGGUACCUGCCGUCUUCUUCGGGGUCAUUGCCGCCGGCGGGGUGUAUUCUGCAGCCAGUCCGUCAUCAACAGUCUCAGAAUUUGCCCGCCAGAUCAACAUUGGCACAAGUGGACUUGUCAUAUGCAGCGCAGAGUGUAAAGACCUUGCUGCUCAAGCCGCCAAGCAGUGUAAUGUACCCCCGAACCGCAUCCUAGUGCUCGAGUCUAGUCCAUCAUGGAGCUUGAAGAGCUUGGAUGGCAAAGUCGACGCCAUUUCAAGCAAGAAGUUGGACUGGGAGCGCAUAACGGACCCCGAAGCUUUGAAGAAGAGUCUUAUCACGAUCCUAUGGUCCUCGGGAACGACUGGUCUGCCAAAAGGUGUCAUGCUUUCGCACGAGAACCUCGUGCAAGAAGCCUACUUGGUUUCAUUGCCGGGCCGAGAAUGGGCAGUCAAGCAGGUCGAGGCCGGAAAGGAACUCAAACCGUAUCGUACUCUCGCACACUUGCCCAUCAGCCACAUUGCUGGCUUGUUCGGCUAUCUCGUCCUGCCGAUGUACUCCGGCGGCCUGGUGGUCUGGAUGCGCAAGUACGAAUGGUCAAAACUCCUUCAGUACGUGAAAGAGUACGAGAUCACGGCUUUCUACACUGUGCCGUCGAUAUAUCUCCGGAUUUCGAAGUCUCCCGACGUCAAGGAUCAUUUCAAGACGAUCGACGCUGCGUCGACUGGUGCUGCUCCAAUGGACGGAGAACUUCAGAAUGCGGCGAAUUCCAGACUCGGUACCGGAGAGACCUUUAUCGGCCAGACGUGGGGUCUGAGCGAGACGACUGGCGCAGUCACCAUGAUGCCGAGAGGACAGACUGAUGUGUCCGGGAGUAUCAGUCCGAUCUUGCAGAAUGUCGAGAUAAGAAUGGUCGAUGACAAUUACAACGACGUCGAACCGGGACAAGAAGGCGAGUUGCUCGUGCGAAGUCCGCUGGUGACACAGGGGUAUUUCAACAAUCCCCAAGCUACCAAGGACGCUUUCCAUGAUGGGUGGUUUUGCACUGGUGACAUUGGAGUGCUGCGGGAUGGAAAAUUUUACAUCGUGGAUAGGAAGAAGGAGUUGCUCAAGUACAAAGGCCUGCAAGUUGCGCCGGCCGAGAUUGAGAAUCUGCUCAUCACGCAUCCGCGGAUCCAAGAAGCAGCUGUUGUCGGCGUCAAUCUGCCUGAAGACCCUGGCACGGAUCUGCCGCGAGCUUAUGUCGUGGCCAAACCAUCCGAGAUCAGCGAAGAAGAGGUCAAAGACUAUGUCAAGCAGCGGCUUGCCCCCUAUAAGCAGCUUCGCGGAGGAGUAGUCUUCGUGGAAGAAAUACCCAAGAACGCCAUCGGCAAAAUGCUUAGGAGGGAACUUCGAGAGCGAGCCAAGAAAGAGUUGGGACUGGCCGGCAGGGCUGCCAAAUUGUGA
Exophiala xenobiotica is the source of this 1695-nucleotide messenger RNA. RefSeq lists its product as uncharacterized. Gene Ontology annotation, biological process: secondary metabolic process. The coding region runs from base 1 to 1695 and encodes 564 amino acids. The transcript has 5 exons. Lineage: Eukaryota; Fungi; Ascomycota; Eurotiomycetes; Chaetothyriales; Herpotrichiellaceae. Gene Ontology annotation, molecular function: CoA-ligase activity. The record is from RefSeq and is a predicted model, not a curated record.